This is a messenger RNA of Theileria annulata, 1575 nucleotides long. RefSeq names its product protein disulfide isomerase precursor, putative. The transcript has 7 exons. Gene Ontology annotation, biological process: protein folding; response to endoplasmic reticulum stress. The coding region runs from base 1 to 1575 and encodes 524 amino acids. Gene Ontology annotation, molecular function: protein disulfide isomerase activity. Lineage: Eukaryota; Apicomplexa; Aconoidasida; Piroplasmida; Theileriidae. Gene Ontology annotation, cellular component: endoplasmic reticulum. The record is from RefSeq and is a predicted model, not a curated record.
AUGACAAAGUUCAUCAACUGUAAAGUUAUAAUAAUCACCCUCCUAAUCGUGAUUAAACUUUACAUUAAACCCAUUUUGGCAGGACUUGUUCUGGAAGUACCCGAGGUCGCACAGUCAGAUUUUGAUGAUUAUGUAAAGAAAACAAAUAGAAUACCAGUUGUUUUAAAUUAUCCAACACUCUUCAUAUUUUCAACUGGAGCCAUUAAUGAUUUCAGGAAUGUUUCAACACUUCUAUCUCAUGACGAAAAGUGUGAAUUCGUAACCGUUGAAUCGGCAACGCCAUUCGAUGGAAAUAUAACAUCACUGGAGCCAGUAAUGACGUAUGUUAAAGACGGACAGACAAAGAAAUACGACGGACCAAUAAACCCUGGGUAUAUCAUGAGUUGGCUGAGUAACCAGAGAGUCUGUGAAAUGAGAGUCAAGGAUCUCUCGAAUUUCAAAGCACUUCAAAAGUCGCUGCCAUCAGGACAUGUACAAGUAAUGAUCUUGUUUGGAGAAGGACAAAACGACCCGGAAGUUGUGGAAACAGUCAGAUCAUUCAUUUCAGAAAAGGAACUCGCAGUCCCAGUUUUAUACGUACCAGAUCAAGCUCUCUCAGAUCAAAUUGCUAAAUCACUCAAUCAAGACCAAAUAAAAUAUCCAACCGUAUUGGUAUCAAGAAACACGACACUGUUACCAAAAACCUCGUUCUACACCAACGAUAUGAGAAAUAAGAAGGAGCUUUACGAGUUUUUGAAGGAAGAACUGAUCCCGCCGAUCCAUUCAACUAACUCGUACAUGCUCCCGAUGUUCCUGGUUAUGAAGAAGACGAUAAUAUACAUAUUUACUAAGGAAAAAGAACUUAAAAAGUACCUGAGCGAAUCCUGGAUAAACACAGUCCCUAGAAAACAUAGCGAAAAACUGGUCUUUCUCCACUCUAAGGGCUCAGAACUGGUGGAAAAUAAAAUGAACACAAUACUGGCAAUUGACUCUGAAUACGAGGAAAUAGUCGUUAGAGCAUUUGUAAUUAACCUUGAUACGCUAGAAUUUUACAAAUUCAAGCCCUUGACAAUAGAAGAUGGAACAAUAUCAGAGGAGGGAAUGAAUAAGUUUAUUGAUGACUUGGAGAAUGGUAGAUUAAGCCAUUAUGUAAAGAGUGAACUUCCGAUACCAGAAAACAUCGAUAAGGGUCCAGUUAAAACGAUUGUGGGCGAAGAUUUCCACAGAAGAGUCAUUGAGUCCAAGGACGAUAUUCUUGUGCUGUUCCUCUCAUCAUGGUGUGGACACUGCCAUAAAGCAAAGAGACUUUUUAGGGAUAUGGGAAGAAGGCUGAAAGGGUCAAAUGGGCCGAUUUUGGCAACGUUUGACGCCUAUAACAACGAAGUCGAAGAUAUGGAAAUCAGCCAAUUCCCAACAAUAGCGCUAUUUCAAAGCGGUAAUAAAACCGACCCAUUGUUUUAUAACGGACCAGAUACCCUUGAAGAUAUCUCAAUGUUCUUGGAAAGUAACUGCAAACACAACAAAGUGAGCGCAGAAAACAUUCUGCAGAAGCAUGUUUCACAGGAAACAAUCUUCGAAUACCAUACAGAACUCUAA